This is a messenger RNA of Nicotiana attenuata, 3051 nucleotides long. RefSeq lists its product as uncharacterized. Gene Ontology annotation, biological process: response to endoplasmic reticulum stress. Lineage: Eukaryota; Viridiplantae; Streptophyta; Magnoliopsida; Solanales; Solanaceae. The transcript has 10 exons. The record is from RefSeq and is a predicted model, not a curated record. Gene Ontology annotation, molecular function: protein binding. The coding region runs from base 476 to 2257 and encodes 593 amino acids.
ACAAGUUAAUGCAUCAUCGUGCAUUUCGAAUUCCCAAAGCCCUUAACAGGAAGGCCACAUUUUGUGCUCAUAAGAAACAAGUAUCUGCUAUUUCAUCCCUAAACGUCUUUCAUGGCAUGCUUUUUAACAUUCUUAAUGCUCAUAAAAAGCACUUGAACCUAGUAUUCCGUCCUUCAUGAUUGCAUAGAAACCUUUUAACAUACUUAUGAUGUAUGUGGAUUUGACACUGGCUUGCAUGAAGUGUUUUUUUUGUUCUCAUCAAUACUUUAAUUCUCGAAAAUAAAGAGUUAAUGAUAGAGGCAGAAGCGAGCUUUACUUAGUGUGUGAUCUUUAGUCUUUUCUGGUAGUUGUUGAGUGCUAACUGGUACAGAUCAAGCUGUGCAGAUUUGACAAGAAUUGUGAUUACCAACUCUUUCAAGUCAUAGACUUCAACAUCAUUCCUCCUCGACUGGCAGGUCAUUUAUGUUAAAAAAGAAUGGGAGCUGGGAGAAAGACGACAACACUCGCUCUUAAGGAGAAAACCAAAUCCAUGUCGACAGUUAACUUUAGUGCAUCAGCUAGGAAUCUGAGAAAGGCCGAGCUUGGAGCAGUAAUUUUUGGAUGCACGCAUGCCACGCAUAAGGAAUGCCUGCUCAAACAGCUGUUUGGUUUACCAGAACCUCAUUUCUCAUAUGUGAAGAAAAUCAGCAUGGGUUUAACACUAUUCCUAUUCAACUAUAGUGAUCGUAAGCUCCAUGGCAUCUUUGAGGCUGCUAGCCAUGGACAAUUGAAUAUCAAUCCAUAUGGGUGGACUAAGACUUCUGAUGGAUCAGAACGUACAGCAUAUCCAGCACAGGUAAGAAUCCGAGUCCGACAAAGGUAUUGUCCCUUGACUGAAGAUCAGUUUGCCUCAAUCAUUGGCGACAACUAUUAUGCGCGAGGGUUCUUUUGGUUUGAGCUGGAUCGAAGCCAAACCAGAAGAUUGGUUGACUUGUUUUCAUCUUUGCCAGCCUUAGAUGAAGCUACUGGCCUGCUAAAGUCAUCUAUGUGGAACAAUCUUUUCAAAAGUCUACCAAUGACUAGACCAGUAGGCGAAAUGAAAGACCGGGAUUCAGAGGAAAGACCGGAUCACUUGGAUCACAGUGGUUGGGCAGAUGCUUCCAUUGGUACUACUAGGAAGCUAAAUUGUGGGAAUUCUGUGCUAGGAAGCACUAGUGCAUCUACACCAGUAAUCGAACCCAAGUCUUAUACACAUAAGUUGUGGAGUUCAUUGUUUAAAUCUUCAGCUUCAGACAUGGAUAAGCCAGAUGCAACUUCUGACAUGGACAAGAUAGAUCCGAUGCUGAACUCAUCUUCAAGUCCCACUUCACCACCCCCAGAUAAAAAUAGAAUGGAUUGGGAAUUAUGCCUUGCAACUUCUGUUGACAAAGAAGGGCAUAAGUAUCAAGCGUGGGGCUUAGCGGAUCAUGAAGAACCUGUUGAAUCGACAUCGAGCUUUAUCUAUUCUUCACUGCAGAAUGAGUCAAUCUGCCCCAGUCAGCAGAGCAAGUUAUUUGAAAGGCAAUACACAGAACAGGAGAGUGAGCAUUCUGAAAUCAUCACUACUUCUGAGUUGAAUCUUCAGCAGAUGAAUGAACUGAAAAUUGAAUGGGAGUCAUCGUGUGGAGAAAGUCAGAAUUCAGAAUCCUCUACGGGCAAUGAUAAUGUCGAAAUGCCGGAUGAUGGACCAAAAAGUCUGAUGGGCUUAAAGGAGGAAGGUCAAAGAGAUACUUCUCAGACAUCUUUAGCUGUUAACAUUGGUUCUGAAGAUAGAAAUUCCGAAGUGCUGGAGAUACCCCAACAAGUGGACCCUUCUGAACUUUUAGCCGUUGUAGAUAAGUUAAUGGGAGAAGUGGAGGGAUUGAAGAGGUCUAAGUUGGAACAAGACCUGAAAAUCAUGUCUUUGGAGCAAGAGCUGGUUCAUUCCAAAUUGGAGCUUCGACGGUUGAUGAACAUACAUAAUACAUUGGAACCUGAGCCAUUGUAUUCCUCAAGGAAUUUUGAGGAAUCUGUGGUCAUUGUAGGAGGAUAUGAUGGUUCUUCAUGGCUUCAAUCCUUGGAUUCCUACUUCCCUUUGCACGAUCGUGUGGAAACACUUAGCCCAAUGACCUUUUCAAGGUCGCAUGCAUCGUCAGUGAAAUUAAAUGGUGAAAUUUUUGUACUUGGUGGGGUAUAUGGUGAUGUGUGGUUCAAUACAGUUGAAUCAUACAGUCCAUUGAAAAAUCAAUGGAUACAGUAACCUUCCCUGAAUGAGAAGAAGGGGAGCUUAGCUGGAGCUUCUUUGAAUGAUAAAAUUUUUGCUAUUGGUGGUGGAAAUGGUGCUCAAUGUUUUUCAGAGGUGGAAAUGUUUGAUUUCAACAUUGGAAACUGGAUCUCUGCUCGGCCAAUGAUGGAAAAGCGGUUUGCUGCAGCAACAGCAGAUAUUCAUGGUGCUAUAUAUGUUGUUGGUGGUUAUGAUGGGAAGGCUUAUCUGAAAUCUGUUGAAAGAUUCGAUCCGAGGGAACAUACGUGGACUACAAUUGGAAGCAUGAAAACGAGGAGGGGAUGCCACUCUCUGGUUGCCUACAAUGAGAAGUUAUAUGCGUUGGGCGGUUAUGAUGGAGACAACAUGGUUUCAUCUGUUGAGAUACUUCAUCCGCGAUUUGGUUCAUGGGUGAUGGGAGAGCAGAUGAGUAGUCCCAGGGGUUACUCUGGAGCAGCUGUGGUGGGAGGAAAUAUAUGGGUAAUUGGCGGAGUGAACGAUCAUGAGGAAGUCCUAGAUACGAUUGACUGCUUUGAAGAUGGCUACGGUUGGCAGAUGAGUAACUCAGGGUCUUUAGGGAAGAGAUGUUUCCUCUCUGCCAUUGUGUGAUGAAUUUGGCAAAAAUAUUUUAACAUUUUGGUGCUAAUUCAAAUAGCUAGUGGUAAUGCUGUUACCAUGACACAGGCUAUGAUGAUAUCACUGCACAUAUUGCUUAUCCAGAACUGUAAAUGAUACAAGUACAAUCAAACUUCUCUUUAACAGUCAUCCUCUAUUAUAGCACUUUUACUGUA